Messenger RNA from Seminavis robusta, 1635 nucleotides. NCBI's taxonomy places the organism in Eukaryota, Bacillariophyta, Bacillariophyceae, Naviculales, Naviculaceae. The record is from the annotation of a GenBank genome assembly.
AUGUUCAUGUUAGCUGAACUCGAUUGGGAGCCCUUCGCUCUUAAUCACACCAUUGCUGACCACGUCAAUGCCCCUCUCCAGUUGAUCUCCCCAUCGGCCCCGGAAUUUGCUUUAGUUACGUCGUCUGCCAGGGACCAACACGACAUGGCUUGGUGCUCUAUUGGCCAGCGCAUUCAAACGGCCGAAGAAGAACGUCGUGAUUACGCUCUUGAGGUUGCAGCAAUUGAAGCCGACCGUCGUGACACUGCCCGUCGUGAAUCGGGCCGCUACGACUCUGACCAUCAUGACUCCGACCGUCGUCCUGAAGGCACUCCUCCGCUUCGCGCGGACGAUCUCUUGACCCAGUUCGGCAAGCUCACGGAAACGUUGACCAAGUCCGUCUCCCGUCCAUCCAAGAAAGAUGAAGAACACGAAGAAUACUCCCAGGAAAUCAUUCGUCGAUUCUCGAUCAUGUAUGGUUCUGUCAUGAUCAACCCCCAUGAUGAUGGCCAGGAUUUCUUCCGCCCCGCUCUCCUAACCGGUACGGGCCUUACCCAAAUCCAGCGCAUCAAGGCGGCAGGGGCUGCUCGCACGUUCAAGGAACAAGUUGCUGCUGCUACGGAAAAAGCUGGUGCUAGCACAAAUUACUUGGAUGCCCAAGUUACGUUUACUCCAGCUCAAGCCAACUUCGCAUUGUCUGAGACAUACCGUAACUACAAUGUUGUCACGGACCCUGUUUCUAGCUCGACUGAGUCCGUUAAGCAGCAACGUUCUAUCUUCAACUUCUUAUCCCCCGACAUCUCCAACCCCACUUACAAGGAGCUUGAAUCUAGUGGUUUCCUCAUGGCCCGCAACUUUGAUGAAACCAACAAGAAAGAGGCGGCCCUUCCUCCAAAAGCCAAUGUAUUGUAUCUUGGCGGCCAAAUCCGCACGAUUGCCCAUGUUAUUGAGGCUGUUUGCAACAUGCGUUGCGUUGAUAGCUCCUUCAUUGAAGAGAUUGAUGAUAGUGCCCUCAUGACACACUUGCGCAACUACCUACUUGUCCUACGAACAAUGGAAGCACGAAAUUGGAUUGCUAACCACCAGAACCUUCCCCAGUUUCCCAUCAACGUUGCUUGUGACAUCCACACUAUCAUUUCAGCUUUUGCUGUCCUUGGUACACGAACAGAGUACAUCCGUGCCUUGAAGUUCGAUGGCACCAUUAGUCCCAAGGUUUAUGAUUCUGCCAACCAAGUUGCCAACUCCAUCAUCCGCUCCCUUCAAGUCUCGAUUCAGAGGGGUACUAGCAAUGACUACCGCAUGCACCCUAUCAUCAUGACUCUGUUCCAACGCCAAGCUCAGUCUCCUGACGCUUCUGGUCGAUCUGCCCGUUCCCCUUUGCCAAAGCGUCAACGUAUGUCGUCUACGGACUCCCCCCAUACCCCUGGCCAGUCCAAUCCAGAAGCGAAUAAGAGGAAGGGCAUCCUCUUAUACUCGGGUCCCCAAGCCCGCUCCCCGCCGUCCUGCAACGUCUUUGCCCGGUCACCGGGCAGUCCUCGGAUGAACGACUUUGCCUCCCGUUCAUGUGCCAAGGCUUUGCGUGCACCCGGGUGGGCUGCAAGCGGGUCCAUAUUUCGGCCCUCAGCAAGCUCCCUGCCGACAAGCAGGCCCAGCUGA